UAUUUGCAUGUUUAUUUAAGAAUCAGACCCAGCCGCUCAACCUGUUCUCCAUAAAACUCUCUCUCGUUCUCCAGCUCUCUCUCAAUCUUCUCCACUUCUGUCGAGAUAACCUCAACAUUGAUCGAAGGUUUCCGUAGUCGAGCUCAACCUAGCUAAAAGAUGUCAAAGCGGCCCGAGUUGCUAGCGCCGCCUGAGAUAUUCUAUGAUGAUGUUGAAGCUCGAAAAUACACUUCUUCUUCUCGUAUUAUGGAAAUUCAGGCCAAACUUUCAGAGAGAGCAAUAGAGCUUCUUAAUUUGCCAGAUGAUGGAGUCCCCCGAUUACUCCUAGACAUUGGUUGUGGAUCAGGACUUAGUGGAGAGACCCUAACUGAAGAUGGGCACCAGUGGAUUGGCUUAGACAUUUCACAAUCAAUGCUUAAUAUUGCAUUGGAUCGGGAGGUUGAGGGUGAUCUUUUGCUUGGUGAUAUGGGCCAGGGAUUAGGUCUUCGUCCUGGAGUUAUUGAUGGUGCCAUUAGUAUCUCUGCUGUUCAGUGGUUAUGCAAUGCUGACAAGUCCUCCCAUGAGCCAAGACGAAGGCUGAAGGCUUUCUUUGGAUCAUUAUAUAGAUGCCUUGCAAGGGGAGCAAAAGCAGCAUUUCAAAUAUAUCCCGAAAAUCAAGCCCAGAGUGAGUUGAUUGUAAAAUCCGCUAUGCUUGCUGGGUUUUCUGGUGGUGUGGUUGUUGACUAUCCACACAGUUCCAAGAGCAAGAAAGAAUUCCUUGUUCUCACUUGUGGACCACCAUCCUUAGACACAGCCCUUCCCAAGGGAAAAGGUGAAAACGGAGAAAUUUGCUCUGAUGAUGAUGGAGAAAAUGGGACAGUUUUCGUUGCAGACAGAAAUAGACCUAGGAAGAGGCAAAAAGUAACCACGGAGGGGAAGGGUAGAAAAUGGAUACUGAGGAAAAAGGAUCAAAUGAGAAGCAAAGGAAAUAUUGUGCCUCCAGACACAAAAUACACUGGUCGAAAAAGGAAGGAUAAAUUUUGAAAGUAUUAAGUAAUGGAAAAUUUUCUAGCGAAAACCUAAAAUUAUUGUUUUGUUUAGGUGUUAUUUACUUUUGGAGGGUAUUAGGAAGAUAGCAAGGAAUGCAAAAUUUUGUUUUCCAAUAUUAUUUUGUUUGCAUGUAAAAAAUAUUCAACCUUGAUUGCAUAGGGCCUUCAAAUUGGCUUUUAUUAGAAGUUUCCCAUAUUUCUUA
Molecule: messenger RNA, 1231 nt
Organism: Jatropha curcas
Lineage: Eukaryota; Viridiplantae; Streptophyta; Magnoliopsida; Malpighiales; Euphorbiaceae
Gene: RID2
Product: S-adenosyl-L-methionine-dependent methyltransferases superfamily protein
Biological process (GO): rRNA (guanine-N7)-methylation
Cellular component (GO): nucleolus
Molecular function (GO): rRNA (guanine) methyltransferase activity
Source: RefSeq, a predicted model, not a curated record